AUGGUCGGUUCUGCGACAUAUCGCACUCAUCUCCCAGCGGAUGUAGCUCUCACUGAGUACUCGCGCAAGUUCUACGAUGGGACGUACAAGUGGGAUUCGGAGGGCUUCACUGACGAAACUGGAACCCGAGCUCCCACACCCUUACCUCCGAUGUGCUUGAGCGAUGAUGAAGCAGACGGCGGGACUGUAGAACGCGAAGAGUCCGCAUUCCAUAUGCUGGGGGACGAGACCAACAGUCUUCUAUCCGCAACAAAUGUUAAACACAGGGAGGUAGUUGCAAUGCAGCGUGAUGAGCUGCUUCGUGAUCGCACUGAUACAAAGCAUACUAUCGGUAAGAUGGAGGAUGCCAGCCCUGCGACACCUUCGAAAACCAUCGCAGCGGGUCUACGAGACUUUGCUUCACCCUCAGAACUAUCAGAAUGUCCUUCAGAUAUAUCCGAAUGGGACGUGGGGAGACCAAUGUCAAGACCAAAGACGAUUGCAAAAAAGCCUGUCGAUGAGAUGUUCGAGCAAGACGAUGUCGAUGCACCCGAGCGGAAACCUACAACACGAGGCGUCGCACAGAAAGUCAAGAAAGGUAUUAGGAAGCCAACGGCCGCAUCAAUCAAGCCCUCUCCUAGGAUAGAGACUGUGCAGGCCGGCAGCUACAUGGAGAGCGCUGGGGCGACGACUCGGCGUCGAUCGACACGGCUCAAUCAAGGUGGCAAGUAG
Molecule: messenger RNA, 711 nt
Organism: Alternaria postmessia
Lineage: Eukaryota; Fungi; Ascomycota; Dothideomycetes; Pleosporales; Pleosporaceae
Exons: 3
Coding region: 1-711 (236 amino acids)
Source: RefSeq, a predicted model, not a curated record